Daldinia caldariorum is the source of this 1553-nucleotide messenger RNA. Its product is annotated as N-terminal nucleophile aminohydrolase. The transcript has 5 exons. Bases 241 to 1008 code for a protein of 255 amino acids. Gene Ontology annotation, cellular component: proteasome core complex, alpha-subunit complex; proteasome core complex; cytosol. Gene Ontology annotation, biological process: ubiquitin-dependent protein catabolic process. The record is from RefSeq and is a predicted model, not a curated record. NCBI's taxonomy places the organism in Eukaryota, Fungi, Ascomycota, Sordariomycetes, Xylariales, Hypoxylaceae.
CCCAAGGCUCCAACCUGGCGCGUCAGAGCUUCGGGCUAAUAAUAGAGCUGGGCCAAUCGAUUCGACCUCACUUCCACAUACUGUCCCUCCUCACAUAAAAAACAUAAAAAAGAAAGAAGACCAAGAAAGCAGAAUACUAUUCCUUGAACAAUCAGCACAGGUUCCCCGACUCUACCUUCGAAACUCGCCGAAAACUGUCAGCCAUCAGCUCUCAUUUCUCACCUCUAACAAGACUUCACCAUGUCGGGAGGCAGCGCCGGUUUCGACCGACAUAUCACAAUCUUCUCCGAGCAAGGAAGACUUUACCAAGUCGAAUAUGCGUUCAAAGCGAUCACCGCAGCAAACAUAAUGUCAGUUGGGGUCCGAGGCAAGGAUUGCGCCGUGGUUCUCUCCCAGAAAAAGGUUCCCGACAAGUUGAUUGACCCCUCUUCCGUCUCGCACCUCUUCCAGAUUUCGCCCUCGGUCGGCUGCGUCAUAACCGGACCCAUCGCUGAUGCUCGGGCGUUCGCCCAGCGCGCCCAGGGCGAAGCUGCCGAGUUCAAGUACAACUACGGAUACGAGAUGCCAUGUGAUGCCCUGGCCAAGCGACUUGCCAAUAUCAGCCAGGUUUAUACUCAGAAAGCUUAUAUGCGUCCUUACGGCGUGGCGACGACGCUGAUAUCGCUCGAUUCUGAAUUCGGACCACAGCUCUACAAGUGCGACCCAGCGGGAUACUACGUGGGGUACAAAGGAACGGCUGCGGGACCCAAGCAGCAGGAAGCGCUUAACCACCUGGAGAAAAAGCUCAAGAACAAGGAUCACGCAGAUGGCACAUGGGAAGACGUUGUGGAACUAGCUAUUACUACGUUGAGCACCGUCCUCAGCAUGGAUUUCAAGAAGGGUGAGAUUGAGAUCGGAAUAGUUGGAGGCCCCCGAGCGGACGGUAAGGAGGGUACAGAUCCGUUCUUCAGAACCCUGACGGAGGACGAGAUUGAUGAACGAUUACAGGCCAUUGCCGAGAAAGAUUAGCGGGUAAGGCGGUUCGUGGCGUAAGGCUGGGGUUCGGUUCAGUCGGUUGAGCGCAGCUGAUUCGUGUAUGCUGACUACAACAAUAUGUUGUGGAGGCUUGGGGUUCAUCAUUAUAUCCUUGUCUCCGUGUGUCACUAGUUUAGAUCUCGCAUCAACAGGGACCUUUGAUCAUUAUUCUAAUCUGGGUCGGUCUUGGUAAUCCAGAUAAAAAAUCCAUCUUAGCUCGGUUAAGGUGGGCUAGCCAUAGCUGAAGUUCAGAUGCGUAUUAGAGAUGCGCAUUUUUUAUCUUUUUAAGGAUCCGGAUGUUCAGGUGGUGGCGAGAAGGAUGAUCUGGGGGGGUUAUAAAGCUCGUGCGGUGAAUUAUUGUCAUCAAGAACCACAUCUUGAAAUACCAAUGCGACGCAUCAGGCGCAUCAGCACGUAAGUAGCCAUAAGCAUCUGAACUAAGCGUUGUCAACAAUUACCCAAAUACGGGUAUCUCGGGCAUACGUUCAUCUAUAGUAUGUCAUCCGGAAGGCUGGGGGUUUUUUUGUUUUUGUUUUUUU